AUGCCCAUGGGUGAGACUAGGAGCCAGCAGGCCUGCACGCUCACCCCUUCUAAGCAGGACUUGAUUAGCCUCCUGAGAGCAGAAAGGAAAAGCAGCUCCUCAAUGGGCUCUGAGAGUGACAGAGAACAGCGGGGAGAGGCUCAGCUCUCCACUACUGGAAAAGUCAGUGGUACUUCUGGGAGAGCCAUUAUAAAAGCCAUGGUCCUUGGAGACGUGGUGGACUCAGAGUUAAAAGCAGAACCAAAGUUGAGAAGAGCUGGUGUAACCUGCAAAGACCUCUCUGCAAGUUGUCCUCUACAAAGCCUCCUCCUUCAGACCAUUGCUCUGGCAGUCCAGGGAGGUUCCAACUUCUCGCAGAUCAGAUGGGACACUCUGACAUCAGGUCAAGUCAGGGUGGUGCAAGUAACCAUCCCAAGCAAUGUUGUGAAUGUGACUGCUGGAUCUGAUAUCACUCUCAUCUGCACCUACACCAGUACUCUGCCCUCCCGGGACAAGCUUUCCAUCCAGUGGUCCUUCAUGACUAAGAAGGAGUCACAGUCACUUACCCACAGCCCGUGCCUCAGUGCUGAGGGUAUGGAGGAAAAGGCAGUCAGUCAGUGUCUAAAAUUGGCGCAUGCAAGAGACGCUCGGGGAAGAUGUAGCUGGACCUCUCAGAUUUACUACUUUGCAGGUGGAAAAGCUGAAACUGCUGGGAAUUUUAAAGAUCGAAUUGUAGGGUCCACCAGUCCAGACAACGCAUCUAUCACUAUCUCGCGUAUGCAACCAGCAGACAGUGGCCUCUAUAUCUGUGACGUCACCAACCCACCUGACUUUACUGGAAAUAAUCAAGGAGUCAUCAACGUCAGUGUACUAGUCAAACCAUCUAAGCCCUAUUGUAGCAUUCAAGGAAUCCCAGAAACUGGCCAUCCUAUAUCUCUUUCUUGCCUCUCGAUGCUUGGAACACCUGCACCUGCAUACUACUGGUUUAAAAUUGAAGGAAAAAACAUCGUUCCAGUGAAAGAAAGUUUCAACCCAGCCACCGGUAUCUUUGUUAUUGGAAACCUAACCAAUUUUAAGCAAGGUUAUUACCAGUGCACUGCUAUCAACACCCUUGGCAAUAGUUCCUGCUCAAUAGAUCUAACUUCUUCACAUCCCGAAGUUGGAAUCAUUGUUGUGGCCUUGGUGGCUACCCUGGUAGGUGCUGCCAUUAUCAUCUCUAUUGUGUGCUUCGCAAGGAGCAAGGCAAAGGGGAAAGAAAGGAGGAGAAAUCCUAAACCCACCACAGAACUUGAGCCAAUGACAAAGAUUAACCAAAUUGUAGAGGACGAGGCAAUGCCAUCUGAAGAUAUUGUCCAAGUAGAAGCAAGCCUGCCACCUACCUCCCAGGAGAACGACCCUGAGAUCACCAUGGGGCCAGAUCAUGAGCCUAUCCCCGAGUCUGCGCCUGCUACGGGGACUAUUCCAGAGUCUGCCCCAGGCCAGGGGCAAACCCGCGUGCCUGAGCUUGAGAUCCAACUGGAGCCGGAGCCGGAUCCCGAGCCAGAGCCCGAGGCAGAGCCUGAGCCCAACAAUGUAGUUGAGCCCUUAUGCGAUGAGGAGAAGGGAGUGAAUAAGCCAUAGGCUGGUAGCUUAAACACAGUGUUCAUCACUAAGGAACCCAUUACUGGCAGCUGGAAUUCCAUUGGCCUUGCCAACCUUCCACUUCCUCCAUCCUGACCAUCCACCCGCCUUCUAACAAUGUGCUCCUACCAUUAAUCCAAAAUAAACAGGUCAAGAUAACUACUAAAUAAAUGCAAGGGUUCCUUAUUGCCAUCAUAGAAUACUUACAAUUUUACUAACAUAUAAGCAUAACUAAUGA
Condylura cristata (star-nosed mole) is the source of this 1837-nucleotide messenger RNA. RefSeq names its product V-set and immunoglobulin domain containing 1 (gene VSIG1). Lineage: Eukaryota; Metazoa; Chordata; Mammalia; Eulipotyphla; Talpidae. The record is from RefSeq and is a predicted model, not a curated record. The transcript is spliced from 10 exons. Gene Ontology annotation, biological process: epithelial cell morphogenesis; maintenance of gastrointestinal epithelium. Gene Ontology annotation, cellular component: plasma membrane. The coding region runs from base 1 to 1599 and encodes 532 amino acids.